AUGAAUACCGGAAGCUCUAGCCAGAACCCACACCACGGCAUGGAAAUAAACCAAGUGGCCCUCAGGGAAGGACUGGAAUCAGAAGAAAGUGAUGCCCGGCAUUCAGCACAUGGCAGCACAGGGAGUAGGAGGUCCAGGACCGGUUCCAGAAGGAUGAACCUGAUACAGGAAUCUGUGUUACGACAAGAGGUCACAACACAAAGAGCCAGGAUACUCUAA
Molecule: messenger RNA, 219 nt
Organism: Prunus armeniaca (apricot)
Lineage: Eukaryota; Viridiplantae; Streptophyta; Magnoliopsida; Rosales; Rosaceae
Source: the annotation of a GenBank genome assembly